Messenger RNA from Amphiprion ocellaris (clown anemonefish), 3794 nucleotides. RefSeq names its product interaptin-like. The record is from RefSeq and is a predicted model, not a curated record. NCBI's taxonomy places the organism in Eukaryota, Metazoa, Chordata, Actinopteri, Pomacentridae. The transcript is spliced from 6 exons. Bases 70 to 1866 code for a protein of 598 amino acids.
UUUUUUAUGGACUUUGACUGAUUUUAACGUCGGCUGGAGACCUUCAGAAACUCACAACAGAUCUCCAGGAUGGUUUAUGAGAAAGUCAGACAGUCUGGUGCAUCCAGUGUUCUGAUAUUCCAUAUUGCUGUCGUCCUCACACUGAUAUACUCAUGUAGAGGUCAGUCACAGGUGAUUGGUCCACUGCAUCCAAUAGUGGCACUGAUUGGUGAGGACAUUAUUCUGCCGUGUUACCUGAAGCCUGUCAUGAAUGCUUUUACCAUGACUGUGGAGUGGGCCAGGCCUGAUCUGAACCCGAGAUUCGUCCUGGUGUGGCGUGACGGUUUGGAACUAGAGUCUGAAAAAAAUCUAUUGUACAGCAGUAGAACAUCACUGUUCACUGAUGAACUGAAGCAUGGAAAUAUUUCACUGAAACUCUCCUCAGUGACACUUUCUGAUUGGGGAACUUACAGAUGCUUCGUUCCAGAGUUAGAUAGAGACUCUAUUAUUCAGCUUGUUGUUGGUGCUGCUUCCUCACUUGUUAACAUAUCAGAGAUCAGCAGAAACAGCAGUGCAGUGGAGUUACAGUGUAAAUCUGCAGGCUGGUAUCCAGAGCCUGAGGUGUUGUGGCUGAACGGUGAGGGAAACGUCCUCUCUGCUGGACCUACAGAGACAUUCAGAGGUCCUGAUGACCUCUAUACUGUCAGCAGCAGAGUGACUGUGGAGAAGAGACACAGCAACAAGUUCACCUGCAGAGUCCAGCAGAACAACAUCAACCAGAGCAGAGAGACAUGGAUUCAUGUUCCAGAUGAUUUUGUCAAAAACCCGCCUCCUCCCAAUUCUGGUUCCAGUUCAGUUGCUGCCACCAUCGGUUUGAUUGUUGGCAUCAUGUUUAUUGUUGCAGUCGUCGUCUUUGUGUGGAAAUGGAGACAAAUCAAACUGAAGAAGAAGAAACACCCCAAUGAUGAAGAAACAGUGAAAACUAGAGAGAAGACGAACAGGUCUGGAGGAAAUGAUGCUUUAACAGAGUCUCUGAUUGAAAGAGAAGCAGCAGAAAAUGUGAAAAUGCAGAGUAAUCCCUUGAGUGAAACAACAGGAUCUGACAUUCAGACAGAAGAUGAAACACACCAGAGUCAAACUAGUAAUCAUCUAGUCCAAACACAAGAAGAGACGGAGACACAACAUGGUCAUGAAGGAGCAGAAGUUCAGCCUUUAGUGGAUGGAGGAAGACGAACCAACCAACCUCUGGAGACCAUGAAUGGUUCAGAUAAAGAUCAAGAAGACACAGCAACCAGUGAAAAUAGUCCAGUAGAAAGAGAUGUGAACAAUGAAGGUGAUAAGACUGAAGCUGUAAGAGAAAACACAAACAGUGAAAUGGAUGAAGAAACAAAACAAGAGCAGCUGAUAGAAGUAAAAAAUACAGAAAAUAAUCUACAGGCAGAAGAAGAAAAGAACCUGCAGGAAGUUCAGCCUUGUCUGGACAAAGAGAUGGAAAAACUGAAGUCAAAGCUGCAGCCUAAAGAACAAGAUGAGAGACAAUAUGGAAAAGGAGUUACUAGAGUGAUGGGAAACAAGACGGAACAAGAGAAGCAGAUUAAAGAUCUCAAUAAGCAACUGGAAGAAGUGGAGAGAAAACUUCAGUCAAAGAAUGAAAAGGAAGAAACACAAACAGAAGCAGAAGAAGAUGAGAAAGAUCUGCAGAGGAAGAAAGAAGAACUUCAGAAACAGCUGAAGAGACUAGAGACGGCUCUGGAAAGAUCUAAUAAACAAGUGGAUGUUUUGAGACACAAGAAAAUGAAAGCAACUAAAGAAAAAGAGGAGACUAUUAGCAGAUUAGAGAUGAAGAACAGGAAUGAAAAUCAGAGUGAGUCAGACGAAGAUCUGUGAUGAUGAUGAAACUCAAGUUAAGAUGGAGGGAAACAGGGUUGAUUGUGUGAACGGGAUUUUUCUUGAUGACUAAUUUUCCAUCCAUCCAUUAUUUAUACACCACUUAAUACUCACUAGGGUCGCGGGGGACUGGAGCCUAUCCCAGCUGACUCAGGCGAAGGCAGGGGACACCCUAGACAGGUCACCAGUCUGUCACAGGGCUACAUAUACAGACAAACAAGCACUCUCACAUUCACACCUACGGGCAAUUUAGAAUAAUCAAUUAACCUCAGCAUAUUUUUGGACUGUGGGAGGAAGCUGGAGUACCCGGAGAAAACCCACGCAUGCACAGGGAGAACAUGCAAACUCCAUGCAGAAAGAUCUCGGGAAAGCUGGGACGCGAACCAGGGACCUUCUUGCUGCAAGGCGAAAGUGCUAACUUUGUGGAUUUGUGUUCAUUGAAAGUAUACUUUUACAGUCAUACAUUGGAGAAGAACAAGUUUGUAAGAACACAGUUUUAUGAUGUGGAUAUUAUGUACAGAUUUGACCAGAUUUCUUUCUUUGAUUUUGUUUUUUUUUACAGCUAUCGUGUGAUACAGAAAUAACUAUUUUUCUGUGAUUUUACUCCAGUUUAUGUGUAUUAUUUCAAUCCUAAUAUGCAUGAUUUUCCUUUCCAGUAACAACAAAUAUCUGUAAAAUAUUGAUAUUUUUACUGCUUUUGAUACAGCAUCAAUUAAGUGUAAUUUUACAGUCAAACAUUGUAAAAGAAAUAAGUAUCAGUUUUUUUUAUGUGGACAUUAUUUACAAUUUGAUCUGUUUCUGUACAUUUAACAUAUAAAUUAUUAUAUAUUUUAUCAGGUUUAACUAGUUAUUUUAGAUAAUUGUACAAAACUGAGAAAAUGUUCAAGAAAUAGUCUUUUUUUUUUUUUUUUACAGUUUAGACAUGUUGACAUGUUUUGGUCAUGGAAAACACCAGAAUGUUGCCUGCAGACUUGCUUUUCUAAAUGUUUUCGUAGUAUUUGGUUUUAUGAACUGACAAAAUCAGUCUUUAUCUCAUGUGUAUCAUUCAUGCAUGUGUUUGUACAUCAACAAUUUCAGUAUGAAUUCUCAGAGCUCCUUUAUGUUUACACUUCAAUUCUAUAUUUUUAUUGUUUUUCAUGUCCAUAGUUACAUUUUGUCCCACAUUUGAUGUGCUGUAGACCUUUAUAUUUCAUAGCCCACAUAACACAUCCACUGUAUUUAUCACAACAUGUGGCUGCUGUUUCUCUGUAUUUUUCCACUAAUCUCAAAACUAGAAAGACCAGCAAGUGUUGAUUUGUGUCUAAAUACAAUCUGACUGCCUGUGACUGAAGAUUUAUAUGUAUAAAAAAAUCCACAUGAAUAUGAAUUUUUCUUCUUUUUUCAUACUUUGAGUAAUUCACUUGUUUCUAGUUUGUGUUGCUGAGCCAGGAGAAAAGUGAUGGAUUAAUCCUUGUUAAAGUGUGUGAAGUCAAGUCAGAAUAAAACCACUUUGAAGCUUCGGCUUAAAGUCACAGAGACGCUGCAUUAACAGAUUUGUAGCACAAGACUUUAUUCUUCAUGCUGCAGAAGAUUCAUUCCAGAAUUGGAGGAGAUUUUAUGUUCCACUCAUCAAAUUUCACAUAAUCCAUGUGCAAAAUUUUAGUGGGUUAUUAUUUAGUGGAUGGUUGCUGAGUAAAUUUACUUGUCCUGAGACCAAAUAUUUUAAAAAAACAAAUUGGAGAAAAGAAUGUUUAAAAAUAUUUUUUAAAGCAGUAAAUAAGUUCCACCGAAAAUGUAUCUGUAGACAAUUAGUAUCAUAAUUGUGUAUAUAUAUUUUUAUGUAUCUUACAUGUAUAGACAAAUUGUUAUAAAAUAUUGCAUAAUAUACAGGAAACUGGAAAUUAUCAAGAAAGAUUUUAUUUAAAAAAGGUGGGACUAAAUAAGUGUAC